ACCCAAGUCCAACUGUCCUGAGCCUCAGCCUCAGAAACGGCGUGGAGGUAGGCAUAAGUAAAGAGGAGCAAAGGGAGGGUUUCAGCAUCUCGUUCAAUUCUUUAUUUAAGAGUGACAGUGAAUUCAAUAUGAAAAUUGGAAGUUGGGUAAAUUUAGAUUGAUGAAGAACGAACCCUAGGAUCGGCGUAGAUGCAUGUCGGUAGAGUAACGUUGGAUACGAAUUGGUUCCUGCAAUUCAUAUUCACGCUUUUUGUUCUCGCUUUGGGGGCUCUUCACCUGAUCAAGAAUACGGCCUCGAGAUACUUCGAAGUCGACUCCGGUUUCGAUCGUGGACCGAAAAUGCCUUCCAUCCCCAUCGACAGCAACGGCGAUGUCUCUACCUGUGCCGUUUGCUCCAAUCCCGCCCCCAAGAAGUGUUCGCGUUGUAAAUCUGUUCGUUAUUGCUCCUUAACUUGCCAGCAGGUGCACUGGAAAGAUGGGCAUAAGACAAAGUGUAAAGUAAAUUCAACACAGACUGCCAGAUCAAAACCUUUUUCAGGAGUUGCUUUGGUUCCUUCCUGUGGAACUUCUAAGAUCAGCAAGAAGCCAAGAGAGGUUCUUUUCCCAUAUAAUGAGUUUGUAGAACUUUUCAACUGGGAGAAACUGGGAUUCCCUCCGUGUGGACUCUUGAAUUGUGGGAAUAGUUGCUUUGCCAAUGUGGUUCUGCAAUGCCUUGUAUCUACCCGGCCUCUUGUUGCUUACUUAUUGGAGAAAGGGCAUCGGAAAGAAUGCAGACGUAAUGAUUGGUGUUUUCUAUGCGAACUUCAAUCUCACGUUGAAAGAUCAAGCCAGAGUCAGAAUCCAUUUUCACCAAUUAAUAUUCUCUCACGGUUGCCUAAUAUUGGAGGUAAUCUUGGUUAUGGAAGACAAGAGGAUGCUCAUGAAUUCAUGAGGUUUGCUAUUGAUACAAUGCAAUCAAUCUGCCUCGAUGAAUUUGGUGGAGAAAAAGCUGUAGAUCGUAGUUCUCAAGAGACAACCCUUAUUCAGCAUUUAUAUGGUGGUCAUCUGCAGUCUCAGGUGAUUUGUUCAAAUUGCAAUAAGAUUUCAAAUCAAUAUGAAAAUAUGAUGGACUUAACUGUUGAAAUUAAUGGAGAUGCUUCAUCGCUGGAGGAAUGCCUUGAACAAUUCACUGUUAAAGAGUGGCUUCAUGGGGAAAAUAUGUACAAAUGUGAUGGUUGCAAUGACUAUGUCAAGGCAUGGAAGCGGCUUACUAUACGAUGGGCUCCAAACAUUCUUACAAUUGCCUUGAAGAGAUUUCAGAGUGGCCGGUUUGGAAAACUCAACAAAAGAGUCAGCUUUCCUGAGACAUUAGAUCUUACCCAUUAUAUGAGUGAAGAUGGAGAUGAUACCAAUGUAUAUAAUCUUUAUGCAGUUGUUGUCCAUGUGGACAUGCUUAAUGCAUCCUAUUUUGGUCAUUACAUCUGCUGUACCAAAGAUUUCAGGGGAAACUGGUAUAGAAUUGAUGAUUGUAAGGUCAUGAGGGUUGAACUGGAAGAGGUACUUUCUCAGGGGGCAUAUAUGCUUUUAUAUAGAAGGGUUUCUGUACGCCCGUCGUGUCUUAGAACAUCGGGAUCUCAGGGGAAGGAUGAACAGAAAUCAAUGAAAUCCGAUGUUGAACAUUGUCCUGCGAAAGAAAUUCAGUCUGUACCUGAAAACGAGUCCAUUACUUCUCCUAGCCUUUCUCCAUCCAUGUUGUCGAACGGUAGUUUGCAUUCAGAAAUUCCUGGACUUAAAGUCGAGUCAUCUACAGGAAAUGAUGCUAUUGAUCAACAUCAGGAUGCUGAUGCGGUUCAGUUCAAGUCAAAUGCGUCACUUACUGAGGAACUUUCCCUCUGUGAAAACAAUUCCUCUUUCCAGAAUAAUUCACAAGUUAUCAGAACAGAUGGCGACCAUACAGAUAUGGUUAAUAAUAUAGCCGUGAGAGAAAAUCCGGAGAAUAUGAACAAGGGUGGUACUCGGCCAUGUUCUUCCGAUAAAGAGGUUGACAAAGAUCUGUUUGUUGCAACCAGCUCCGUAGCUCCAAAUGCCGAAAGUACGAACCUGGUUGACGAUGCAAGGUAACGCUCAUCAUCUACAAAAGAAAUAAAAAUUUACGAGUUAGAUU
Molecule: messenger RNA, 2143 nt
Organism: Hibiscus syriacus
Lineage: Eukaryota; Viridiplantae; Streptophyta; Magnoliopsida; Malvales; Malvaceae
Product: ubiquitin carboxyl-terminal hydrolase 18-like
Exons: 12
Coding region: 190-2100 (636 amino acids)
Biological process (GO): protein deubiquitination
Cellular component (GO): nucleus; cytosol
Molecular function (GO): cysteine-type deubiquitinase activity; cysteine-type endopeptidase activity
Source: RefSeq, a predicted model, not a curated record